Messenger RNA from Penicillium salamii, 2055 nucleotides. Lineage: Eukaryota; Fungi; Ascomycota; Eurotiomycetes; Eurotiales; Aspergillaceae. The record is from the annotation of a GenBank genome assembly.
AUGAGUGACGACGCGCUACGAGCUGUGCGCUGUGAUAGGCAGUUAAACUGUGCGAAUUGUGCCGAUGCAGGCGCUGAGUGUCGGAGGACCAGAGUUCCGCGAUGUCGGCCUCAGGCGACGUCGAUGAUAUCCGCGCUGGGCGAACGGGUCUUGAAUUUGGAAAGGACAGUCUCAGAGUAUGAUCAUUCUCCGGUAACGAAUGAUGCUCUCGUUAACAUCGUUAGGGGCUAUGAAAACUCAAGUCCUUCAAAUGCCUCAUCCUCUCGAGAAAGUACUUCGAAAAAAAGGAGACUGGAUCAGAUCUCCGGUCCGAAAACCUCCCCUCAGUCGCCCCACACUGUUUGUGAUAUUGGAUCAACAACGCACCAUGCCGAACAAGCGCGCGCAGUGAUUCAAGGUGAGCUGGUUGGAAACGAGCGAAUGGACCGUGAGCGCCAGUCGAUUCUCAAGUCUGCGCUGCAAUUCGUGGACGUGAUGGCUCAAGGGAGAGGUGCAUCGGAUAAAAGUUCACCAUCUUUAGACGUCUCGAGUGAAGAUUUACAAGAUGGCAUAGGGUCUAUCACUCCUUCUCCAGAAUUGCUCUACAUGCUUCUUCCAGAACCUACAGCUGCAGCUGGGCGUUCAUACUGUAUACAAUGGCCCGAUCACAUCUCAAACAAAACACUCGAGAAGAUGGCAUCAACUAUCUUGAGUGACCGUGAUAACGAUCAUGGACAGGUUUUCUACCAGUACUGCAUUUGUGUUUACGUGAAAGCCAUCUUCCAUCUGUAUCAAAAGCCAAGAGCCUACAAGGACCCGCGCAUGAACGAGCAAUUUCUCAGGUCGAAGAAAUUAUACGAGGCAUGCGCAUUUCGAGCUUUGAAUAGUCUGAACUUCUUGAAUGCCCCGACUCUGCCGUUUAUUCAAUCCCUAAUUUCUGCGGCACUCUUCAUGCAGUAUCUUGGAAAUAUGAGCCAAGCCUGGAUUCUGAAUUCAUACGCUGCCCGUCUCAUUGUCGCUUUAGAUUACCAUGAGAUUCGCAAUCCACACGGCAACUCGGAUUUGGACGAGGAGAUCCGUAGCGUUGUGUAUUGGUGCUUCUAUCUGGAUCGAACGCUGAGCACACUCCUCUACCGGCCUCUAUCACUACCUGAGCCUCGAAUCCCUCCAACAAACCUCAUUACAGAUGAUCAAUCUCUACCGCAUAUUCCUUUAUUACGCAUUUUGUUGGAUCUGGCUCAAAUCCAAGGCGAGCUUUUGGACUGUGGGAAGGCCGGUGAUACUCGUCAUAUAAUCGAAAGGCACUCCAGACUCCAGGAAAGGAUGGAGAUCAUACGCUCGAGACUGGAUUCUUCUCGAGCCGCAGCGCCCGAUCUCAUUGCAUCUGAUUGGAUUGCUGGUGAUUUCUGCUACUAUUCCAUCUUAGUCGACAUUCUGCGAUCUCGCUUGAAAUACGUCUUCUCUCCCAUGACACACAGAGAGUGUCUAUCUUACUCCCGCAAAUCCCUCAAAGCUCUGCAUCACCUACAACAAAACAUAGCAGACACGCCUGGCUUCAUUGAUCCAUACCCAACAUUCCUGACAUGGUCAGUUACUCUACAUCAAAUCAGUGCAAAUUCUCACUCACCUAUUUCCAGGACUGUCCUUUUAUACCCCCUGAGUCCAUUUUUCGUUCUAUUCUGCAACAUAAUCGGCGAGCUGGACAUGGACGACUACAACCUGAUUCAAGAUAUCACACACAGUCUCUCCCAAUUCACAGCCAGUCCUUACAUCGCCAAGCUUCUCAAACUACUCGACACCCUCCAGAACCUCUGCAUACCAUUAAUCCAAGCCAAAGAACGCAUGGGCCCUCAAGCCAAAUUGGCUUCUUUGUACCCUGCAAUGACGAUGCGACGAGACCAGCAUGCUAUGCCUGACCAACAACAAUAUCUGGAGCCUCUUAUGGAUCCACUUGGCUCUUAUCCGCAGCAAUUGCAGACCCCCGAUGGAAGUUACCGGGAUGAUGAGAUGAUGUGGCAAUUGUUUAAUAGCCAGCUUUCCUUGGAGUGGUUUGAGUCGGCGUCUUUUUAUCCAUAG